AUGUCCACUCCCGCCAAAAGGAGCCGCAGCGGCCCCGCCGCCGAGCUGGACUCCAGCUUCCAGAAGCGCCUCAGGAAGAUCUCCAUCGAGGGCAAUAUCGCAGCCGGAAAGUCUACACUUGUCAGGCUGCUGGAGAAGCACAGCGAUGAGUGGGAGGUGAUCCCCGAGCCCAUCGCCAAGUGGUGCAACAUCCAGACCAGCGAGGAUGAGUGCGAGGAACUUUCAACUUCUCAGAAGAGUGGAGGAAACCUACUUCAAAUGCUGUACGAUAAACCUACAAGAUGGGCUUAUACUUUUCAGACUUAUGCCUGCUUGAGCCGAGUAAGGGCACAACUGAAACCCAUCUCAGCCAAGCUGCAUGAAGCAGAACAUCCAGUGCAAUUUUUUGAGAGAUCUGUGUACAGUGACAGGUAUGUGUUUGCUUCUAACCUGUUUGAAUCUGGAAACAUCAAUGAAACAGAGUGGGCUAUCUAUCAGGACUGGCACACAUGGCUUUUAAAUCAGUUUCAAUCUGAAAUAGAACUGGAUGGGAUGAUCUACCUAAGGACCACACCUCAGAAAUGCAUGGAAAGGCUACAGAAGAGGGGAAGAAAAGAGGAGGAAGGAAUUGACCUCGAGUACUUGGAAAACCUCCACUAUAAACAUGAGACGUGGCUGUACGAAAGAAGUAUGAGAGUUGAUUUUGAGAACCUUAAGGAGAUUCCUAUUCUUGUUUUGGAUGUCAAUGAAGAUUUUAAAAAUGAUAAAAUUAAACAGGAGUACCUGAUUGAUGAGAUCAAAUCUUUCCUGACUUCUUAAGAAGAAUUAAGAAAUACAUGAAAUGCUUGGAACUCAAGAGUUAAACCGAACAGUCACGUGGUCUUCAACAGUCUAGCUAAACUAGAUGUACUGUCAGUAUAACUUAUAAACCUCAGAAAAGUAGUUUUGUUUGUUUGAACUGUGUUUUUUUAGAUAGACUUUACUGUGUAUUUUAAAGAAAAAUACAGAGU
Centrocercus urophasianus (Greater sage-grouse) is the source of this 989-nucleotide messenger RNA. Its product is annotated as deoxycytidine kinase 2. The coding region runs from base 1 to 798 and encodes 265 amino acids. Gene Ontology annotation, biological process: nucleobase-containing compound metabolic process. Gene Ontology annotation, cellular component: cytoplasm; mitochondrion. The record is from RefSeq and is a predicted model, not a curated record. The transcript has 7 exons. Lineage: Eukaryota; Metazoa; Chordata; Aves; Galliformes; Phasianidae. Gene Ontology annotation, molecular function: ATP binding; deoxyguanosine kinase activity.